AUGGGGAUCAAAGGUCUCUGGCAGGCCCUGCGCGAGUAUGUCGACGAUGGCCAUCUCUCCCAGUUUCGCGGCCAGCGGGUGGCGGUAGACAUGUAUGUGUGGCUACACCGAUGCGUGCAUCGCUCUGUGCGCAUCCGCACGGAGGCCGUCAUCGCCUUCUUCGACGCCAAGUACAGCAGCAUCACGGGGAGUACAGGGGCCGAUUCGUUAGACAGCAGAGGUGAUACCGCGACACUGGCGUCGCCGUCGCCGGCACCGUUGUCCCUGGACGACAUCCUUGUCAUUGACGAUCAAUUUGUUACACUGGUGCUAGACAAGGUGUCGGCUUUGCAGCGCUUUGGUGUCAUUCCUGUUUGCGUCUUCGAUGGAGCUGAAAUGCCGAUGAAGGGCGGCACCGAUGAGGAACGACAGCGGCGGCGAGCAGAGGCCUUUCAAGGGGCGCUGACCAAGCUGGAGCAGCUCUAUUGCGAUGCGCGGCGUCGUCGCGGGUGCACGGCGGAGGACCAUGCGGAUGGCGCGCGUAUCGCACUUCCGCGAGACACCCGCCCCUACGAGGAGGCCGUUCAACUGCUAGCGAAGGCUGCCGACAUUUCGACAGAGUUGGCACACGCCGUUAUCCAAGUGCUGAAGGAGGAACGCCAUGUGGAGUGCAUCGUCGCGCCGUACGAGGCGGAUGCACAGCUGGCCUACCUCUGCCGUCAGGGUUACGUAGUGGCGGCAGCGUCGGAGGACUCUGACUUGAUCGCGUACUACUGCCCCUGUAUCAUCUCCAAGCUGGACACCUUCUCAGGCAAGUGCGAGGUGCUGCAGCCACCGCUGUGCGCCCCGCACUUCUUUCGACGUAUGGCCGCAACACGCGUCACCACCUCCACCGCUGCCACCAUGCUGCUGAAGUCCGCUACUGCUAACCGACGCGCGGCAGCCGUCGACGAUGCGAUUGGCCACGGGCAUGAUGGAGUGAACAGUGUCCACGCCCGCAUGCGAGCCUCUGCGCUCAAGUCUCUCCAGUGCCCACAUUACUCCUUCAAUGGGGCUGUUGGUGCAAGCACGGACGAGGGCGCUAUCAGCGCCGCAGUCGCAACCGCCUUUACCUACGAGUCCUUUCUGCUUGGCUGCAUCUUGAGUGGGUGCGACUACGUCCCCAACCUGCGCUCCAUCGGGGUGAAGAAGGCGUUCAAGCUGGUGGCGCACGCCACCUCGCUGCGGCAGUGCUUCACCACACUGGAACGCGAAUUCGGAUUUCCCGCGGACGAGCUGAGGCGCUAUCGGCACCGCAUCUUGGAGGCGUUUUACUGCUUCGCACACCACCUCGUGUACUCACCCCUCACUCAGGAGAUCGUGACGUACCAUCCCCUGCCUGGCACCGACCGCGGCGGGACCGCUGAGCUCAAGACGCGGCUGGUCGGUCAAAGGUGGUCUGCGCAGAUUGCGCAGGAGGUGUGCGUGCAGUGCCUCAAGGACCCGUGUACCCUGCAGCUGUAUAGAGGGGUGUAUCAGCCAUGCGUCACGCAGUACCUGCAGCGGACGAGGCGCGGGCAGACCUCGCUGAGGGCCUACGCCGGCUUCCAGGAGAUGUCGUCGAGCCGUGUUGUAGUGCAUGUGGAGAAGCAGCAGCGAGACGGACUGGCCACCUCGCAGCGAGAGCAUGCCCAGUGUAGCUUUGGCCCACCCUUGAAGAAGCAGCGUGUUGCCUCCGGAUUUCUCGGCAGCAGCGCUGCACUGCCACAGACAUCGUCGUCAUCGCAGCAGCCCGCAGAGGUGGUGGUUGUUCGAUCGAGGUUCUUCAUGGUGCGCGGGCGCACCGCGGUGUGCGAGCAGUGGUCCACCAGCGAAACGGACAAUGAAGAGGAUGUGGAGAGUGGCGAGUCAAAGGAGCCCAUGGUGGUGCCCGGGCGAGCAGCUGUCUGCCCAGCAGACCCAAUGAUCGACCCCAACACCGGCUGCCGCAGCCCUUUCUCGUCUCUGGCGCGCCGCCCAUCAUCUCCGGCGUUGCUCUCGAUCACAAGGGCGGCCAGCGGCACUCUCACCGAUGACUCCGCCAGCGGGGUUGGGUCUACAGUGACUUCGACCGUGCGCUGCACCGCUGGCAUGACUGGAGCGAACGGGACGUGGGAAAUGGCGGAUGUCAGUGACACCAGCGACUGCGCUAAGCUUGAUGAGACUGCCGAGCGCUUGUCCACCGUCUCCUGGAUGGGCAUGGAUGGGGCAUCUGCGAGCGCUGCAUCCCUGCUCUGCAGAACUAGUUCAACUCUGUUCAUGGGGGAUUCGGAAAGCAUGAGGGAUGAGGAGUGCGGGGUGGAGGGUGAGGACAUGGCAAGGCGCGCGCCGGUGGUGAGGGAAGGGGCGCGAAAAGUUGGCGGCCUGACAGAGAUUCCAGGCGUAGAGCCGUAUGUGCAUGGCAUCGCUCAAGACACUAAUUCGACAGUAGAGGCUGCAGGGGCGCAAGGCAUGUCCUCUGCGCCAUCGCCGCCACGCUGCGAUUGCCCGUUUGGCUACUGGCAGUGCAACCGCGCUCACUCUGUGUUCGAGUCUUGCUUCGUUGGGCGGCAUUGGAGCCAUGACGAAGGGCCGCUGCUGUCAUCGUCCUUGGAGCGGCCGACGGCACGUGCGUCUGCUUCGGUGACUGGCUCUUCAGCAACACUGUCUCCUUCACCAGCGAGUCCUCUGCAGCGAUCAGCUAUGUCGCCGGUUGGCAGUGUCGCUAGUGGGUAUGUGUCGCGCGCUUUUCGCCCUCCGCGCUCCACUGCGGCCGCCUCAGCUCCGCCCCUCCCCGCCGCAGGCAAAUCGCAGGCCACACCUCUGCACGUCUGCAACACGAACGCCAAGGGUGUGGACUUGGCUGUGCUGCGGUCGUCUUCGAAGGCAGAGCCUUUGACAGCCGCACCGCUGACAUUGUUGCCCUCCUCAGCAUUUCUGUCGUCUCCAGCGGAUGGGGACGCCACGAGCCGUGCAGCCCCACCGCCGCUGCCGACUCCCCCAGCUGCCGUGCACGUGGCUAUCUUUGAGAAGAUGUCGUUCAAGAAGACAUAG
Leishmania braziliensis MHOM/BR/75/M2904 is the source of this 3030-nucleotide messenger RNA. RefSeq lists its product as hypothetical. Bases 1 to 3030 code for a protein of 1009 amino acids. Lineage: Eukaryota; Euglenozoa; Kinetoplastea; Trypanosomatida; Trypanosomatidae. The transcript has a single exon. The record is from RefSeq and is a predicted model, not a curated record. Gene Ontology annotation, molecular function: metal ion binding; 5'-flap endonuclease activity.